GUUUAUCUCAUUAACGAGUAAAUAUUAAAAGCCAUUAUUUUAGAUAAAAGAUAAAAGAGGUGCUAAUAAUAAACGAAACAGUUUUAGACACACCGGCCUGUUUCGUGUAGGUACUUAUUGUUAUUGUGUUCACUUAAGCACCGUAAGACCGUAACAAUAAAGUUCAUCAAAGUUAGUUAGGUAGCGAAAAACAAAAGGGAAAGAAAGGAAAAAAGCAUGUUUUAAACUUUCUUCUGAUUCCUUUCCGUUGAUUGUGAUGAACUUCUUCAAUGUCAUCGUUUACGUAUUGUUGUGGAAUUUUGCGACGAUAACCUUCUCAGUUUCGUCUUCACAAGCACAGCAUCAGAAAGGUUGCUUUUUAGACAAUGACGAAAAGAAACUGUCAUGUGUACAAGUCAUAUCCUAUGAUAAUAAAACAAAUGAUUCAGUUCGGAGUUCUAAUUUUACCAAAGAAAUUGUCAGCCUAGACCUGUUCAAUAUGAGUUUCAACACCUUGCAUGAGGUUGCGUCAAACUUCUCCAAACUACGGCACCAUUUCAAGUUUAAGAUAAAGGAAUUAAAAAUUUCCAAUUCGUCAAUAGAAAACCUGGGUUACUACUUCCAUCCUAUACUGGGUUACCUCCAUAGACUUGAUCUCAGAAGAAAUAAUUUGAAAGGUUUAUCGUACUAUUUAGCUGUUAAUCUCAAUAAAAUUCACUCCAUAUACUUAUCAAACAACCCAUGGGAUUGCUCGAUGGAUUUAGAAUGGGUUCUAGCACUAAACUCGUCUUCGGUAAAAGACUUGAACGAACUGACUUGCCGUGGAGAAAAUUACCCUGGAAAACCAUUGACUGCCAUAGCAACGUUUCAGCAUGAUCUACAAGAGCAAUGUCCAGACAAAUGCGACUGUUCGUUACCGAACGUGGUUCAAGACCCAGGGACAAGAUUGCUACAGCCCAUUGUGGCACUAGACUGUUCUGAAGUUGAGUUGUCCGCUUUCCCCGAAAAUUUACCGAAUUAUACCACCAUUCUCCGAUUAGAAGGGAACGAAAUCGAAGAUCUGGCUCCCUUGAAGAAGAAUCUAGCGUACAAAACGGUCCAAGACCUUUAUUUGGACAACAACAGAAUUAAAAGCAUCAGUAUUUUGGAAGGAACUUAUUGGCUAUCGCAUUUUCGUGUCCUAUCACUUAUUGGGAACAAAUUAACCCAGCUGCCAACUUAUGCGUUAGAAAAUGCGCUGGAGCAAAAUCCGAAUAUGCCCAACGCGGUGAGAAUUUAUUUCGGGGAUAACCCGUGGAGAUGCGACUGCGCGUUUGUACCAGGAUUCCAAGACAUGCUUAGAAAAUACGAACACAUAAUUCAAGACAUUGAAGAGGUCCAAUGUUCUUACGUUGAAGGGGACGAAAACUCAUUAAACCCCGUAUGUAAUUUUACCCCUCGAUAUACUUUGCAAAAUUCUACGAUCGAUGUUCUUUUCUUUACCGAUUCUUGAACCGAUGUCUAAUAA
Messenger RNA from Agrilus planipennis (emerald ash borer), 1486 nucleotides. RefSeq names its product protein singed wings 2 (gene swi2). Gene Ontology annotation, cellular component: extracellular matrix. The record is from RefSeq and is a predicted model, not a curated record. Gene Ontology annotation, molecular function: protein binding. The transcript has 7 exons. Bases 257 to 1471 code for a protein of 404 amino acids. NCBI's taxonomy places the organism in Eukaryota, Metazoa, Arthropoda, Insecta, Coleoptera, Buprestidae.